AUGCCGUCUUCACACUCGUUCCCGGUCCCAAUUAACUCAACUAACGUAAACACGAACGCCGUCUCGAUCUCGAGGUCUCCCACUCAGCAAUUGGCCAGCUUGUCCAUGUCUGUCUCACCGACGCAAGUGACACUCCAUGACAGAUUCCGCAGCCACAAGGAAUCCAUCGGACCUAUCCACCGUACCAGGGUCCUGAGGCCUGUUGACAAAGACGAGAUUCGCCUUUUGCUGCUGGAGAACAUUAGCCAGGAGGCUGUUGCGGCCUUUAAGCAGCAGGGUUUUCAGGUUGAUCACUUUUCGAAGUCUUGGAGUGAGGAUGAGCUUGUGGAGAAGAUCGGGCAGUAUCACGCCAUUGGUAUUCGCAGCAAGACGAAAAUCACGCAUCGGGUCCUGAAGGCAGCGUCCAAGUUGGUCGUUAUUGGAUGCUUCUGCAUUGGCACCAAUCAAGUCGAUCUCAACAGUGCAGCUCAUGCUGGCAUACCUGUGUUCAAUUCGCCUUUCUCCAACUCGAGAUCAGUCGCGGAGCUCGUAAUGUCUGAGCUCAUAGCACUUUCACGACAACUAUUUGAUCGUGCGCGAGAAAUGAAAGAUGGACUUUGGAACAAGAUGUCGAAAAACUGCUGGGAAGUGCGAGGCAAGACGCUCGGGAUUGUCGGCUACGGGCAUAUCGGUUCUCAACUUUCCGUGCUGGCCGAAUCAUUUGGCAUUCGUGUCCUCUUCUAUGAUGUGGUCAACAUUAUGCCUCUCGGAUCUGCUCGGCAAUUGCCCACGCUAGAUGCUCUCCUCGCGGAGUCUGACUAUGUUACGCUCCACGUUCCCGAACUUCCGGAGACCAUAAAUCUCAUCGGUGCUCCUCAACUAGCGCAGAUGAAGAAGGGCUCGUAUUUGAUUAACAACGCUCGUGGCAAGGUGGUCGAUAUUCCUGAGUUGGUAAAGGCGUUGAAAAAGGGUCAUUUGGCUGGUGCAGCCAUUGAUGUGUACCCGUCCGAGCCGGGAUCCAACGGUUCACCCUUUGAUGACCAACUGAAUUCGUGGGCCUCAGAGUUGCGCUCCAUUCCGAAUGUCAUUUUGACGCCACACAUCGGCGGCUCGACGGAAGAAGCCCAGCGCAUGAUCGGAGAGGAGGUUUCUACGGCAUUGACUCGCUAUUUGAACCUCGGAACGUCAUUUGGUUCCGUCAAUUUCCCAGAAGUGGACCUGCGCGCUAUCGACAUUGACCAGCCCAACCAAAUUCGGUUAUGUCAUGUGCAUAACAACCAGCCAGGUGUACUCAGGCAGGUCAACGAGAUUCUCAGCCCGUACAACGUCGAGAAGCAAUACUCGGACAGCAAGGGCGAUAUUGCCUACCUCAUGGCCGAUAUUUCGGACGUCAGCCAGCAGGACGUCGAGCGGCUGCAAGAGAAGAUCUCGGCCACGAGCGCGAAUAUUCUUACGAGAGUGCUGGCGUAAAAUACUCGUAUCCGUGCGGUUCGCGGGAGGAUAGGAUUGUAAAAGGUUAUGAACGGUUCCACCCGACGCAUAUAGAGUGCGAUAUAGAGCAAUUUAUAUUUGUCGCCCCAUUCAACUGGCAUCACCAUUCAACUGGGCACUCUGUUGCCAAGCUUUGUCACUAAAAUUGUAUAGUAGUCGGUUUCAUUAAUAAUUGACAAUUAUAACUCGUGUGUAUAG
This is a messenger RNA of Fomitiporia mediterranea MF3/22, 1668 nucleotides long. RefSeq lists its product as uncharacterized. Gene Ontology annotation, molecular function: oxidoreductase activity, acting on the CH-OH group of donors, NAD or NADP as acceptor; NAD binding. The transcript has 2 exons. The record is from RefSeq and is a predicted model, not a curated record. NCBI's taxonomy places the organism in Eukaryota, Fungi, Basidiomycota, Agaricomycetes, Hymenochaetales, Hymenochaetaceae. The coding region runs from base 1 to 1449 and encodes 482 amino acids.